AUGUCAGAGAAACUCAUGGAGAAACCAGUGGAUAGAAUUACCGUUGAGGUGAACGGAGUCCAGCAUAUUAUUUCCAACACAAGUCCAAAGACAUCCUUAAAUGAAUGGUUGAGAUCACAGCCUGGACUGAAGGGUAAGGAACACAUUGCUAUUCUGGGGAUGCGGGCUGAUUGUCUGGUGGGCGGGCGAGUGCUUACUGAAUGAUUUCACCAUCCAGGAUUGUACUUCUUCUCAUUUUUUUGUUAUUUCUUGCAGGACCAAAUACAUUCGACAUAUCUGUUAUAGUUAUUCACCAAACGAGUGUAAAUUUUUCAAAUUUGGGGGGAGAGUUUGUAAAAGAUAAAAAUUGUGUUCCAAAUUGCAUGGGAAUUCUUAACGCAAAAAUUUCACGACUUGAAUAAAAAAUCCAGCAUUCUUGACUUGAUCUUAACAAACAUUCCUGACAAAAUACAUAAUCUACAUGGUUACGACGACAGUAUCUCUACCGAUCACAAAUUAAUCGGUUUUGAUCUAGAUCUAAGGGUGCCUAAGAAACCGGAUAUUAAACGUUCCGUCUACAACUUUAAAAGAACAGAUUGGUCUAGUCUAAACAACUCACUCCAGAACACCUCUUGGGACCAGUGUUUUGUACCUAAUGAUGUGGAUGCUUUUCUCUCAAAUUGGUGUGUUGUUUUUCUAACCGUUGUUAACCAACACGUGCCUAAAUCUAAGACCAGAAAUAUCCAUGAUCAUCCUUGGGUUGAUAAAGAGCUUUUAUCUCUCAUUAAGAGAAAAAAAAACAUGCAAAGACUAAAAGCCAAUAGAUCAGGUUGUGUUCAUGACGCUCAAAAGUUUGAAGAUCUUCGACGCCUAACGAAACAACUUAUCUCGCAAAAAAAGAAGGAGUACGCAACUAAACUCAGAGACUCUGUCACGGAAAACCCGAAACGGUUCUGGUCUUUCGUAAAAUCCUCUAGGUCGGUCAAAAUCACCACGAACUUCCUUCGAGAUAAUCAGUCUUUUAUUACUGGCAGCAGUAACAAAGCUAACCUACUGAACUCCUUCUUCCACUCAGUCUUUAGUCCUUUUCAAGCUACCACUACAACAUCUAAUCUCCCAUUGUCUUCCGACACAGCCUUAUCCAACAUCCAACUAACAGAAAACGAAGUCUUUAAAGCACUUGACGGUUUGGAUCAAAGCAAAGCAUGUGGACCUGAUGGGAUACCUGGAAAACUUCUCAAGAUGACGGCUAACAUAAUCGCACCAUCUCUCUGUUAUAUAUACGAUCUUUCUUUGUCCCAGGGUGUAGUUCCUGCUUGUUGGAAGCUCGCAGACGUUACACCUGUGUUCAAAAAAGACGAUCCAACGCUCGCUUCUAACUAUAGAGCCAUAUCCCUAUUAUCUAUCAUCUCAAAAACGUUUGAACGCUGUGUAUAUACCCACUGCUAUCCCCAUCUAUCACCACGUUUCUACCAUCUACAGCAUGGUUUCUUAAGGGGUAAAUCUACGGUAACUCGACUACUCCACGUCUACCAAGAAAUCUUAGAUCACUUAGCUGGUGGGAAAGAAAUUGAUGCCAUCCACCUAGACCUGUCUAAGGCCUUUGAUCAUGUUCAACAUCACAUGCUUCUGAACAAGCUUGAGCAAUAUGGCAUAUCAGACUCGCUUCUUCAGUGGUUUCGUAGUUACCUGAGUGACAGAUAUCAGCGCGUUGCCUUAGAUGGGACCCUCCAAGAUUGGCUCCCCGUGACCUCUGGAGUCCGACAGGGAUCCAUCCUAGGACCCCUCCUGUUCCUAGUAUAUAUUAACGACAUGCCAGAAUACGUAGGUCAGGGCUCGAGUAUUGCAUUAUUUGCGGAUGACUCUAAACUAUAUAGGCCCAUAAACUCGGCAUCUCACCAUCUGUUGCAAUCGGACCUUUCAGGCCUUCAUAAUUGGAGUAAUGACUGGGGCAUGAUGUUCAACCCAUCCAAGUGCAAAGUGAUGCACAUGUCUCCGAAGAAGGUCUGCUCCUCUGCUUCAAUCCAAUACCACCUGAACGACAAGCCCCUGGAAAGUGUGACACGCAUCUCUGACCUGGGUGUCAUCGUAUCCAAAGACCACUCCUCUCACCUCAUCGUAUCCAAAGACCUCUCAUCGUAUCCAAAGAUCUCUUGUAAUCAUAUUGAAGACACAUGCACCAAGGCCAAUAAAACCCUUGGUCUAAUUAAGCGGAUGUGUGCUAGCGACGUUGUGGAUGAAAAUACGCGAAAGCUUCUCUAUUGUGCUGUUGUACGCCCUAAGCUUGAGUACGCGUCGUGUGUGUGGUCACCUUACUCGGCUAAACAACGUAAAUUAAUAGAGAACGUUCAACGCAGAGCAACGAAAUUCAUUCUGAACUACCCUCCUCGUGAUGUUACCUACAGAGACAAGCUAAUAUCCUGUUAUUGUUAUUGUUAUUGUUAUUGUUAUUGUUAUUGUUAUUGUUAUUGUUAUUGUUAUUGUUAUUGUUAUUGUUAUUGUUAUUGUUAUUGUUAUUGUUAUUGUUAUUGUUAUUGUUAUUGUUAUUGUUAUUGUUAUUGUUAUUGUUAUUGUUAUUGUUAUUGUUAUUGUUAUUGUUAUUGUUAUUGUUAUUGUUAUUGUUAUUGUUAUUGUUAUUGUUAUUGUUAUUGUUAUUGUUAUUGUUAUUGUUAUUGUUAUUGUUAUCUCGACGUAAAUGUAUAUCUUGAAUGUGUGUGACAAAAUGAAUAAAUAAAAAUAAAAUAAAUAAAUAAAAAAAUCCAUUCGGGAUACACGCAACAAACAUUUUGAAGAUGCCCUUAGAUAUCCUCCCCUCGUAACAGUUUGUUUCUGAUGGCACUGUUAUUCCAUACCUGAUGAUGACAUGUGAAUAUAGAAGUGAGCUCUUUAACUCUAAUCUUCAAGCUAAAACAUGAAAUAUAUAUUUACCACUUCGUUGAGAGUCUGAGACCAAGCGAUACAGUGUGUUUUGUGAGCCCGAAAUAACCGAGGGCAACAACGGCGGUUGAGGGGCCACAAGACACACUCCUUUCCGGAGGUCUCAGUAAAUAGUGUUUUGUUAUAGCAGGCUAUAUAGAUGUAAGAGGCAAAGUAUUAUUAAUUCACCGGUGAAUGGAGUGAACUUUGAAACCAAAAUUAGAAUUAGAAAUGGAACUUUGAAACUAGAACUUUGUAACCAGAUAAAUGUUUAAUUAAAAAGUUUAAUAAAAUGAACUUGGCAUGGGAACUUCACAGUAGACGCGCAUGUGUACUGCAGGAUUGACGCGUAUGUACUUGUAAUAUGUAUGACUAUAAUAAUAAUAAUAGGUAUCAAGUGUCACAGGGGUGAUUGGCAAGGUAUUAGGACAUUAGUAAUAUGAGACAGGGACAUUAGAAUUGUUAUUGUGUGAUAUUCUAGGGUGUAAAAGAGUAAUAGAAAAGCCUGGUUUUGUAUCGUUGUUGUCUGAUUCGCUUAUAUUACAUACUCAUUACGGACCCCUCGCCAAAGUAUGCAGUGAACAUGACGUUUUGUGGACCGGCACGUAAUACAGUUAUGACCAAUCGGCAAACAGAAAAAUGGAACUUUGUCACUCACAGUAUAACAAUGUUGUAUCGCUAGGGUGAACAUCAAACGUGAUAGGCUGAUUUGUGGUCACGUGGCUUUAGACAAAUGCAUUGUAUCCCGCCGGGUAACACGUGAAAAAUUAUUGCCCACCCCGACCGGCUAGCUACGUACAAAAAUUAACACGUUUAUAAACUCCAAGUUCGUGUUGAAAUAAAGAAAUUUAAAAGAGACAAAACUACACAAUCAGCGACAUGAGUUGCUGCUAAAACCGUUUAGGUAGGUUCUUUUAAUUUUAAACUCGUUUAGACUAUAGUGUUUUUGUGAAAAAAAAAUCAUUAUUGUUCUAUGAAUGUUGUUGAGUUUUCAUCUGUCGCUAUAUGACAAAACACUGUUCCCUCGGCAACUAAAAAUCGAAGAAUCUGAGGAAAUAUUGGUACGGGGGGGGGGGGGAAUUCGGUUGGCAACACAUGACCACUUUUAUAUCCGUGAACCUUUCAUGGUUGAAAAAAUUUUGUUGAGCUUUUUUGUCAUUCAGCUAUCAUUCAAGGACUUUCAGAAAUUAUUGGGGGCGAUUUCCCCCGAUCCCCCUACACUAAAAAGUGAACCCAAUUAACGUAAUAUACAAUAAAAGCAUAUGCAACUACUGUAACUGUAUGCAAGUCUAUUAACAGAUGUGCCUUGAGUUUCUGCUAAGGGCUUCGGGGACUAGGUGAGGGAAUUGGGCGAGAGCGAGUCCCCCACUCUCGUUUAGGACUACCUUUGAAAGAGUUUUAAAUCUGUUUAGAAAUGGGGUGGGGGAGUGGCGAUAUCAGUAUUAGCGAACUUAAUUAAUCUAAUACAGGGACGUGACAAGAAACAACCUUAAGUUUUAUGAAGAACUAUCGGUAAGAACCUCAACAAGCAGGACAAACGUGCAACGAGGACGACUAUUAAUAUCGUAUUAAUGCAAGAAAUUUAGUAGAAAUUUGCAAUUAAAAUUCCACGGAAGUUUUAGACGUCGCCGUCGCUCUGUUUACAACGGCAAAAUACUGAUGAUUAUCAGGUCAAACUGGGACAAUGGCUACUUCCAAAUGGGUUCUAGAACUUUUCUCAAUUAUUAACCCUGUGUUAGCGUUGAUCGUAUGAUGGAUAAUCUGGUUCUACCAGUUUGUUUGCCGUCGCGUUCCCGUCCUACAUUCUUAAGGUCGCUAACAUCCAAUUUAGGGAAAUUUGGCGCGAUAAACUAGACAUAAAAGGAAGUACAUUUUUAAUGCUGCGUAAGCAAGCAAGUACAUUUUAUUAUUUCUACAAAUGUCUUGCUUAUUAUUUUUAUAUAAGCAAUUCUUACAGACCAUUUUUUAUUUAGCUACUGUCGCAAAUUGUAUUGUAUUUAUAGACUGUGGCUCUGAGAGUCACUCAAAUUUUCAAAGACUCAAAUUUUCAAAAUGUGCUAGGGAAGCACGCUCUCGGACUCCCCUACUAACGUUCGCAGCACCCACCUAAAAGUAUCUUGAUUACAUUAUUCCGCCACCCUCUCCCAUUUCUAUAUCGCGGCCUACUGGACUGAAUGUGUCCUUUAACACAUCCAGCCACGAUCUAGCAACCCUAAUGUUAUAUUUUCACUGUCCUCCAUAACGGCCAGUCAUGCACUCGUUCAUUUGACAUUUUUGUGACACUAAGAAAAGAGCCUAUUUAUUAAUUUGAUGAUUGAAUGUGUUUGAUAUCACCCUGCAGGUACAAAAGUGACGUGUCAAGAAGGCGGAUGUGGCGCGUGUGUUGUCGCAUUGACAAAACAAGAUCUGAGUACAAAGAAGGACAAAAUCAUUGCUGUCAAUAGUGUAAGAUUUAGUUUUCAUUUUACUUGCUUUAUACUUAUUUUACUUCUAUAAUCAGGUUGGAAAAUUGGAAUAACUAUUUUAUUUUCAGAGCAUUAUGUACAAGAAAUAUCGAAGUUCUGAUCCCAAAAUAUGAGUGGUGGUUCUUGGUCGUGGCUCCCACUCACUCUCCGCCCAUGAAAUCGAACCAUUUUACAUAUUUUAGCAGAAGCUGUUAAUUAAAUCUUAAAACUAGAAAUACAUGCAUGCAACAAUCCCUCGCCCACAUUUCCCCAACAUUGUUCGAACGGACGUGAAAUAUUCUAAUUACGCCAAAAUGGAACGCAGGCUCGCGUUGCUCACGUCAUGAUAGCCAUGGCAACUGUUUUCUAUAAUUGUUUUCUUAAUUUUUUGUCCAAAACGUCACAAAUAAAUUAAUGUUUUACACCUUUAACCACAGAACUGUCGAUUUCUAACAUAUAUAAAGUAGGUAUGUUAUUUUGCUUUCUAUGGGCUUUAUUAUAAUAAUUUAAAAUUCAACACGAAACGCUCCGUGAAACGUUUUUAAAUGUACAUUUAAAUUAACUGAUUUUUGCCGAUAAACUCUUCAACUUAUUUUUAAUACUCGUAGUUUGAAAUGAAAUAAGUUUAAGUCAUACAGGUCGCUCUUGAAAAUCAUUUUCGCCCUUUUUGCAUGAGCUUUUAUAAAGAAAUUAAAGCAAGUUAAUUCAAAGGAACUUCACAUACAUGUUUAAGGCCUUCAGGCGAAAACUGGACUGCAAAUUCAUAUAUAAACACUAAAAAUAAUUAAAUAAACUUACCCUAUACUUCAGGAUUUCACAUAAAGGAAAAGGGAAAAGGUGAUUUAGAACUUAUUAAGGGAAAGGGUGAUUUAGAACUUAUUGUGUGAAAAGAUGUCCAAGCUUUCUGUCAUGCAUGUUUUUUUAAUCUUUGCUUCUUUCACUCCUGGCUAACUGCUAUAUUGUUGAGAUCAGUGUGAUGAGCACCCGUGCAUAGCCAUGCGCCCGCGAUCAUAGAUGAACUUUGGACUUCGCUAAUGCUUUCCUUUCCCCGGGUGUAAAAAGCCGAGCGGAAUUAGUACCCUCGCCACGGGCUUCGCCCUACGCGCUCCGCGCGUGGCUCGGGGAUUAAGAAGUUGUUUAAUGUUUUGAAAAUCCAAAACUGCAAAACAUUCUUGUGAUUAGAAAACGUUAUUAUCUCUACCAAUCUUCCACCAUGCAUUGCAUGUCAUGUACAAUUGGUGUGAUGCAGGAGAAGCCGUGUUAUAAUCUCCGAAUGUCUAGUAAAAUUGAUUUAUGAAAGUCAAUUGUUUUGGUCAUUGGCAUUAUAUAGAACUUUUUCUUCCUAUGAAUUUGGGCGCCGAUAUGUUUUCCCGGAACUGAUAUGACUCUAGAAACUGCCUUGACUUCCUGGGUCCACAAGGUCCAAAAUUAUUUUUUGUUAAUUGUCAACAGUCAGUAAUUGUCAUGUAAUCAAAAUUGCAUGCUGUAGCACUUUCCUCUCUCACGCGGCAGGACAGUUGUGCGUGGUGGGACUAUAUCAUGGAAUAUAAAGAACAUACAGAAAGCCAAAAGCUGCCACGACAUAAUUCUCCCAGAAAUGGAACAGAGAGGUCAAAUUUUCAUAUAAAAAACAUUCAUUGCUACUAUUAAAAUGUCUGGCAAUAGGCACCGCACGUCGAUGCUCACCAAACGUUUCCCUCAAAAUUCUUCCAGUUUCCCCAAUAUCAAGCAUGCCACACCUAUAUACAUGAGAUGUAGUAUAAUAUAAAGAAGGAGGAGGUGAAAUGGUGCUCGACAUGGCACUGAGAUUUUGGUGCUGUAAUCUCUGACACACACCGUUCGAGAUUAGUUCCCUGCUGCGAUUUUGGCUACAAUAGCUAGACAGCUGCGAAUUGAGAGAGGUACAACUAUCUGAAGGCACCAGCUGUUUUCGUCGGGUUCUCCCAUUUUUCCAGUUCAUCAAACGCUAUUUCCGUGAUCUUAAAAUAUUUUCUUUUACAGUGUCUCUUCCCUUUAUUUGCUGCUGAUGGAUUUAAGAUUACAACGACCGAAGGAUUGGGCAGGUAAGGCGUUGUAAGAUAUUAGGUGCUAUCUUUGAGUGGAAAUGAAAGUGCGCGAGUGAAAAAGCGCAGAUUCUGCAACGAUUGAGGAAAAUAUCAAAUGAUUGUAUGUCAGCCAGCCAAUGAAAAUCGCUUGACUUGAUAAGUGGACUGGCUAGUGCAGACAAACUAUAUUUGGGCGGAUACUUCAGUGGACUAAUAAUAAAAGAACUCCAAAUUUACUCACGUCCAUACAUAGCGAAAUCAGUUAUUUCUAAAACGUCGAAAAUUGGCGUUGCUUUUAUAUACAGUCACAGGAUAAUUACAAACUCAUACACUUUCAAACGCAUGUUGAGAUCUUUAGGCAGUGUGUUUGUGAUGUUACUCUGAAUGUGUAUCCACACCGGGCAAGCUUGAAAAAUAUGCCUGGCCGCGGUGGGAAUCGAACCAACGACCUUUGGAAUACUAGCCCAAUGCUCUGCCAACUGAGCUACGCCGGUCAGGACGGUUCGAGUAUGUGAUAUUUCGGAACUGAGUCCAGUUUUUCGAUAUCAAUACAAUCUAGUAAUAUGAUGUUUACUGUGUUAGUGUUAUCUACUCAGAUGAAUAUGUUUGUGAUGUUACUCUGAGUGUGUAUCCACCACGGUGGGAAUCGAACCUACGAUAUUCGAGUAUGUGAUAUUCGAGUAUGUGAUAUUCGAGUAUGUGAUAUUCGAGUAUGUGAUAUUUCGGGACUGAGUCUUGUUUCUUCGAUAUAAAUGUAAUCUAGUAAUCAUUGCAUUGAUAUCGCAGAAACUAGACUCAGUUCCGAAAUAUCACAUACUCGAACCGUUCUGACCGCGUAGCUCAAUUGGCAGAGCAUUGGGCUGCCUAGUAUUCCAAAGGUCGUAGGUUCGAUUUCCACCGUGGCCAGACAUAUUUUUCAAGUUUGCCCCGUGUGGAUACACACUUAGAGUAACAUCGCAAACAUCAUAUUCACCUGAGUACAUAACACUAACACAGAAAAAUAUCAUGAUUGCUAGAUUGCAUUGAUAUCGCAGAAACUAGACUCAGUUCCGAAAUAUCACAUACUCGAACCGUCCUGACCGCGUUGUUCAGUUGGCAGAGCAUUGGGCUAGUAUUCCAAAGGUCGUUAGUUCUACUCCCACCGUGGCCAGGUAUAUUUUUCAAGCUUGGCCGGUGCGGAUACACACUCAAGAGUAACAUCAGGGACGCCGGAACGAUGUGAAGGCAAGGGGGGCAGAUUUUCGUGAAAGGGCACUUUUGAAUUGAUAUAUACUAAGAGAUGUUUGCAAAACAUCGGGAGUUGAACUUCGGUUAAUCAUGUUUUCUAUUUAUUGGAUUGUGAGGGAGUUCUCCGCCAGGCGAUUGUGCUAUUCUUGAAGCUCGAUGACUGCAUUUCUUGCGUUUUCUGAAGCAAAUUCGUAAAAGAAUCGCACUAACAUUUCUGACAAUUCGCUGUUUCGCCAAAGCCAUCCUUUAAAUUGAAAGGGCACCUUUUCCCCCUUGCCCCUCCUAGUAAAGGGCAACCCCCCCCCCUGCCCCCCCCCCCCACCCAGUUCCGGCGUCCCUGAGUAACAUCACAAACAUCAUAUUCACCUGAAUACAUAACACUAACACAGAAAAAUAUCAUGAUUACUAGAUUGCAUUGAUAUCCAAGAAACUAGACUCAGUUCCGAAAUAUCACAUACUCGAACCGUCCUGACCGCGUUGCUCAGUUGGCAGAGCAAUGGGCUAGUAUUUUAAAGGUCGUUGGUUCGAUUUCCACCGUGGCCAGGCAUAUUUUUCAAGCUUGCCCGGUGUGGAUACACACUCAGAGUAACAUCACAAACAUCAUAUUCACCUGAGUACAUAACACUAACACAGAAAGACAUCAUGAUUACUAGUCUGUCAGAUUGCAUUGAUAUCGAAGAAACUAGACUCCGCUCAGUUCCGAAAUAUCACAUACUCGAACCGUCCUGCCGCGUACAGCUGAGUUUGCAGAGUAUUGGGCUAGUAUUCCAAAGGUCGUACCCUUACAAAAAUAAAUUAUAUAGUUUUCCUCCAAAAACUAUAGUUUUUUAGAGAAAAACUAUAG
Molecule: messenger RNA, 9455 nt
Organism: Paramuricea clavata
Lineage: Eukaryota; Metazoa; Cnidaria; Anthozoa; Malacalcyonacea; Plexauridae
Source: the annotation of a GenBank genome assembly